Messenger RNA from Emericellopsis cladophorae, 1956 nucleotides. RefSeq lists its product as uncharacterized. NCBI's taxonomy places the organism in Eukaryota, Fungi, Ascomycota, Sordariomycetes, Hypocreales, Bionectriaceae. The transcript is spliced from 2 exons. The record is from RefSeq and is a predicted model, not a curated record. The coding region runs from base 1 to 1956 and encodes 651 amino acids.
AUGCAGCGGUACUCUGCGCAACAGUAUGAGGCAGCUUGGCCAACCACCCCCGAGCCACAUAGUAAUGCGGCCGAUCCCUUGAACAUAAAGACAGCGCCGAUCAAUGUCGCCCAGCUGUUCGAGGACGAGGGAGUCCGGAGAGCCUCCGUCGCGAGCAAGAGCGGAAAACGCAAGGCAGACUAUCGGCCUGCAUCGCUACGAUGGUGGUACCUCGGCAGCUUGAUCGCCGUCCUUGUCGCACUGAUCGCAGUUGUUGUCUGGGCCAACCUUGCGCUCCAAGGAUUGGAUACCACAGCAAAGAUCGAAACGCGAAUGGUUCAGCAAGCCCUGGAGGAGCGGCAGAACGAACCAACGCAAGGAGACGAACCUGCCGGGGAGACAGAUGACAUGGACGAGAGCAGCGCCACCGGUGGCCCAUCGACCGAAGCGGAGGAGGGCACGCUGACAACAGCGUUGGUGGAGGUGCCUAUCAACAUCACUUUAACGGGACCGCCCAUCACCGAGACAUUCACCACAACCACCGUCAGCUUCAUUACCAGCGACACUGUCAUCACCUCGACCCAGACCAUCCCUGAAUCAGUCAUCACACUGCCACCUACAACGCCUGCACCAUUGCCAUCUGGCGAAACAGCGGCCGCGCCACCUGCUGGAUCGGCUAAUGUCGUCACAGUUCCAAAAAAGACAACGGAGGUCGUUAUGACGAUACAGGGCGGCGGAUCAGUCACAACCGACGUUGUGGUCACGACCACCAAGCCCGGCAAGGAAUAUAUCGAGCUGGGCAAGACAACCAUCUUCUCGACAUUCACGGUCGACCGAAAUAGGAUGAAGAUACAGAACUCUAAGACCAGGACCCUUACGAGCGAGAUUGAGGGCAUAGUCGUGACGUCCGUGGAGACACCACCGCCCAUCAUCGAGGUCACCGUCGGUCUUGAUGGACUACCGACCACCUCGACGACGUUUCUGGCUCCCAUCACACGCAUAUCAUCGGUUCCUCCCACCAAGGCCGUCAUCACCGUGGUCUCGAUGCCGACGGGAGACACUAAUCCGCUCAUCAUUGUAGAGAGUAAGGAAUAUAAUCUCCGACCGGCCGAAGUGUUCAUGGGCAAGUUCCUCCCGCCUCUCGUGGCUGUCAUUCUCGCCCUGGCCGUGCGGGCCGUCGACAUGACCGCCAAGUUGUAUCAGCCGUUUGCCACUCUGUCCCACCCUCGUGGCGCGUCCGGCAGAGACUCGCUGACCUUGCAUUUCGAGGGCUGGAAGGGCUUUUGGCGGCCGUUUGGUAUGGUAUCCAAGGGCCACCCCGUCCCUCUCCUGUCCACCCUCGCCGUCUGGCUAUCGACAGCCUUGGCACCCGUGGCGUGUGAGGCGAUCGGCUUGAAGCUCCACGGCUCAUGUGUCGCGAUUCUCGCACCAUAUCGUCGCAUGGCAAACAAACCGCAAGGCGCGACACGCUCCGUCCUGGCAAAGAAGCCGACGUAUACCGUGACCGGCAUUUACGCUGGGUUACGGCAUCGCGAUCCUCUCCUUUUCGGCGUUUCGUGUAUGGCUGUCCUAUCCGACUUUCUGCCUAUGCUCUUCGCCAACGUCCCAUACGACCUCACGCAGACUCAGGAUAUGCACGUGGUAUGCGCACGCACCAGCGCUGGUGUCUUGGUUCUCAUGGCGGCCGUUCUCAUCGCCAGUAUGUUUAUCAGUUGGCCGACGUUCCCUGUGGAUCCGCGCAGCAUUGCGGGCGAGAUAUGGUACGUGGCCGAGUCGAGAUGGACAGAGAAAAUGGAGGACACGGCCGUGAUAACGGAGCGGGAGAGGAAGGUCGCGCUGCGGAGCAUGGGAGGUCGCUGGUGCUAUGGUGUUAUCCAGUCGAGCAUGGGAGAUCGGGAGGCCGUGGAGAUGGAUGACACGUACGGCAUGAUUGCCUACGCAGAGAUGGAGCAGCGUCCAACGCCUCUGCUGUACUAA